Messenger RNA from Zonotrichia leucophrys gambelii, 950 nucleotides. Its product is annotated as multifunctional procollagen lysine hydroxylase and glycosyltransferase LH3-like. The transcript is spliced from 8 exons. Gene Ontology annotation, cellular component: endoplasmic reticulum. Gene Ontology annotation, biological process: peptidyl-lysine hydroxylation. Lineage: Eukaryota; Metazoa; Chordata; Aves; Passeriformes; Passerellidae. Gene Ontology annotation, molecular function: procollagen-lysine 5-dioxygenase activity. The record is from RefSeq and is a predicted model, not a curated record. The annotation marks the transcript as partial.
GCAGGUGCUGGCCCCGCUCCUGUCCCGCCCGGGCCACCUCUGGUCCAACUUCUGGGGCGCCCUGAGCCCCGAGGGCUUCUACGCCCGCGCCCCCGACUACCUGGAGAUCCUGCAGGGGCACCGCAGGGGCGUGUGGAACGUGCCCUACGUCAGCCGCGCCUACCUGGUGGGCGGGGCCGCGCUGCGGGGGCCGCUGGGGGAGGGGCCUGUGUUCGACCACGCCCACCUGGACCCCGACAUGGCGUUCUGCGCCCGCGCCCGCGAGAAGGGGCUGUUCCUGCACGUCACCAACCGGCGCCACUUCGGGCACCUCCUGGUGACCAACGGCUACAACGGCACCGGGCGGAGGCACCCCGAGCUCUGGGAGAGGCCCCGGAACCCCUGGGACUGGGAUCAGCUGUACCUGCACCCCAACUACAGCCGGGUCCUGCGGGAGAAUCUGUUCCAGGAGCCCUGCCCUGACGUGUUCCAGUUCCCGCUCUUCUCGGCGCAGUUCGGGCGGGAGCUGCGGGAGGAGGCGGAGCUUCGAGGGGGGUGGGCGGAGCAUCACGAGGUGCUCUCGUGGGCGGUUCCCCUCUCCUCGCUGCACCUGGACCUGGUCCUGCAGGGGGCGCUGCGGGAGCUCCUCCCCCCCAUCGCCCGCCGCCUCUUCCCGGGAUACGCCCCCAAGGGCCGCACGGUGCUGAGCUCCGUGGUCCGCUAUGACCCCGCCCCUUCCGGCCACGCCCCCUCUGGCCCCGCCCCUUCGGCCCCGGCCCGGCCCUCGGCCACGAUCAGCCUGAGCAUCAGCCUGAGCCCCGCCCACGGCGGGGGGUGGCUGUUCCCCCGUUACGGCUGCGUCGCCCCCGCGCCCCCCCCGGGCUGGGCCCUGCUGCACCCCGGGCGCCUGACACACCUGGGGCAAGGUGUGCCCCCGACGGGGAGCGCCAGGUACGGGGACACUGGGGACA